Drosophila erecta is the source of this 1447-nucleotide messenger RNA. RefSeq names its product alpha-1,3/1,6-mannosyltransferase ALG2 (gene Alg2). The record is from RefSeq and is a predicted model, not a curated record. Lineage: Eukaryota; Metazoa; Arthropoda; Insecta; Diptera; Drosophilidae. The transcript has a single exon. Gene Ontology annotation, molecular function: alpha-1,3-mannosyltransferase activity; GDP-Man:Man(1)GlcNAc(2)-PP-Dol alpha-1,3-mannosyltransferase activity. The coding region runs from base 154 to 1428 and encodes 424 amino acids.
CAUAGAACAUCCAUCCUACUAUGGUCACACUUUCGCGAAUCAGCUGAAGAAAUAUUUAAAAGUUUCAAAUAAUAAAAACAAAGCCCUCUAAAGAAUGCCAAUAUUUUGACCCCCGUUGGCCAAUUACUUCACUGCAGAUUUCCGGUUGCGGCCAUGGUUCGAGUUCUGUUCCUCCACCCGGAUUUGGGCAUCGGAGGAGCCGAGCGACUGGUGGUGGAUGCAGCUCUGGCUCUCAAGGAGCGAGGACACCAAGUCAGCUUCCUAACGAAUCACCACGACAGCACGCACUGCUUCAAGGAGACGGCUGACGGCACUUUUCCGGUUCACGUUGUGGGGGACUGGUUGCCACGCGGGCUCUUUGGAAGAUUCUACGCCAUCUGUGCGUAUCUGCGCAUGCUCUAUGCGGCGAUCUAUGCCAGCUUCUUCAUGCCCCAGCGGGAGAAGGUGGAUGUGGUGGUGUGCGAUCUAAUCUCUGUAUGCAUUCCGGUACUCCGCUUCGCUCCUCAUCGUCCGAAAGUUCUAUUCUACUGCCACUUCCCGGAUCAGCUCCUCAGCAGCCGUGAAGGUCUGCUGAAGUGGCUGUACCGUCUGCCCAUCAACUGGCUGGAGGAGCACACCAUCGGUCUGGCAGAUAAGGUGCUGGUCAAUUCCAAGUUUACGCUGCGAGUCUUCCAGGACACCUUCCGCCGGCUGAGCACGGUGCCGGAUGUGCUGUAUCCUUCACUGCACACCCAGUAUUUUGACCAGAUGCAGAAAAAGCUGGAGCAGCGGUCUGCUUUAUUUGACGAGCCCGUGCAUCCGCGAGUGCCACUCAACGCCUUCAUCUAUCUGGACAUCAAUCGGUACGAGCGAAAGAAGAACCACGCACUUGGCUUACAUUCCCUGCGUCUCCUGGGCGACAUGCUGCCCGCCAAUGACUUCAAACGCUGUCGACUGAUCAUCGCGGGGGGCUAUGACACUCGAUGCAUGGAAAAUGUCGAGCACUUUGCGGAGCUGGAGCAGCUCACGGAGGAGCUUAAGCUUCAGGAUCACGUUGUGUUGCUGCGCUCGCCUACCGACGAGGAGAAAUGUCGCCUGCUCUUUGCCGCCCACUGUCUGCUGUAUACACCCGAAAACGAGCACUUUGGCAUUGUGCCGCUGGAGGGCAUGUACUGCUCCAAGCCAGUGGUGGCAUUGAACAGCGGUGGACCCACUGAAACGGUGGUGAACACUUCAACGGGCUUUCUGUGCGAAAAAACCGAAAAGAGCUUUGGAGGAGCAAUGCACCAGCUUUUCCGAGACGAGCAGCUGCGUGUGAAAAUGGGUGACCAGGGUCACAAGCGGGUGCAGCAGAAGUUCUCCUUCCAAGCAUUCGCAGAUCGGCUGAACGGCAUCAUUAGAGAUCUUGUUCCUAUUUCCAAGGAGUCGAGUCCUAAGAAAACUGAAUAAAAUUCCAGUUAAAAAGGCA